Messenger RNA from Euleptes europaea (tarantolino), 1566 nucleotides. It is a transcript of the gene FAM20A, whose product is annotated as FAM20A golgi associated secretory pathway pseudokinase. The record is from RefSeq and is a predicted model, not a curated record. The coding region runs from base 1 to 1566 and encodes 521 amino acids. NCBI's taxonomy places the organism in Eukaryota, Metazoa, Chordata, Lepidosauria, Squamata, Sphaerodactylidae. The transcript has 11 exons. Gene Ontology annotation, cellular component: Golgi apparatus. Gene Ontology annotation, molecular function: protein serine/threonine kinase activator activity.
AUGCCGGGGAUGCGGCGCGCCCGGCUGCUCGCCCUGCUGCUGCUGCUCGGGGCGCUGCUCAGCGCCGACGUCCACUUCCACCUCUGGCCCCAGGUGCGGCGGCGCCUGGCCGGGGGCGAGGCGGGCCGGGCGGGGGGCUGCUCCUGCCCGCCCGGAGACGCUCCCGCCUCCCCACCGGGACCCCGGCCGCCGCCAGGCAGCGCGGAGGGAAGCCGCCCGGAGCGCCGCGCCAAGCUGCGGCGGCUCUUCGCCCACCCGCUCUACAGCGCCCCGGAGCGGCCGGGGGAACAGCUGCUCGGCGGGCAGGAGGCGCUGCGCUACUACGGCCGGAAAGUGGCCCGCUGGAACAGGAGACAGAAGAUUUACAGAGAGGAGCGCAACCUCACCUUGGACUCAUUGAUACAGCUCAGGCAGGAAGCAAGCUGGCUCCAGUUCCACCUGGGAAUCAGUCGCGAUGCACUAUAUCGACGGUCCAGCCCUGCUGUUGACCAGCUGCUCCAGGACAUGCCUGAUUUCAGCACCAUUAGCGCUGAUUACAGUCAGGACGAGAAAGCAUUGCUAGGUGCUUGUGACUGUACACAAAUUGUAAAACCCAGCGGAGUGCAUUUGAAACUUGUUCUACGGUUCCAGGACUUUGGGAAAGCGAUGUUCAAGCCUAUGAGACAGGAACGAGAAGAGGAGACUCCAAAAGACUUUUUCUAUUUUGUUGACUUUCAAAGACACAAUGCAGAAAUAGCUGCUUUUCACCUUGACAGAAUACUGGAUUUUCGUCGUGUCCCUCCAGUGGUUGGGAGAUUGAUUAACAUCACUAAGGAAAUUUUAGAGGUUACCAAGAAUGAAAUCCUACAAAGUGUUUUUUUUGUUUCACCUGCCAUCAAUACGUGUUUCUUUGCCAAGUGUCCUUAUAUGUGCAAGACGGAAUAUGCUGUAUGUGGGAACCCUCAUCUGCUAGAAGGAUCUCUUUCUGCUUUCCUGCCAUCCCUCAACCUGGCUCCAAGAAUCUCCAUUCCAAACCCAUGGAUCCGAUCCUACACCUUUGCUGGAAAAGAGGAAUGGGAAGUGAAUCCGCUUUACUGCAACGCAGUGAAGGAGGUUUACCCUUAUAGCAGCGGUAGCCGGCUACUCAAUAUCAUUGACAUGGCAAUAUUUGACUUCUUAAUAGGCAACAUGGACCGUCAUCAUUACGAGAUGUUCACAAAGUUUGGGGAUGAUGGCUUUUUGCUUCACCUGGACAAUGCAAGAGGGUUUGGGAAACAUUCCCACGAUGAAAUCUCCAUACUGGCUCCGCUUAUACAGUGCUGCCUAAUAAAGAAGACAACAUUAUUACGGCUGCAACUCUUAGCUCAGCCAGAUUUCCGACUCAGCGAUGUCAUGCGGGAGUCCUUGCUUCAGGACCGUCUCACCCCUGUGCUCACAGAACCACACCUUUUGGCACUGGACAGGAGGUUGCAGAUAAUUCUGAAGACUGUGGAGAAAUGCAUAGAAACUAACGGAGAAGACAUAGUCGUAGCUAACACGAAGCCUCUGGAUACACUUGCAUUUGACAGAACGCCACGAUCAAGCUAG